ACUUAGGAUUUUAAAAUUUUUAAUUUCUUCCGGUCAGAGGGGUAAUAUCGUAAUUUCCAGAAAGGAAAAGAACACCGCUAUAAAUAGUGGCUGUUGAAGUCUUCUUCUCUCUCAAACAAAAUUCAAGAGUCAGCUUCAUCAGAGAAAGUUUCCCCAUUGGUGAAAAUUUGUAAGAGAUGGACAAGGAAAAGGAGCAAACUUUGGAGUGGAACGAAGCUCAGAAGAUAGAGAUAAGCGUUGACCUCUUUGCUGCAGCCAAAAAACAGCUUCUCUUCCUCGGAGCUGUUGAUCGGAACCGUUGUCUCUACGAUGGCCCUGCACUCGACAGAGCCAUCUACAGAUACAAUGCUUAUUGGCUUCCCUUGCUUGCUAAAUACACCGAGUCUUCUUCGAUCUGUGAAGGACCAUUAGUCCCUCCUCUUGACUGUGAAUGGGUUUGGCAUUGCCACAGGCUUACUCCGGUGAGGUAUAAGACUGAUUGUGAGCAAUUCUAUGGGAGAGUUCUUGACAAUUCUGGCGUUAUAUCUUCCGUGAAUGGAAACUACAAAUCACAAACUGAGACUCUAUGGAGAAGAUUGUAUCCUAUGGAGCCUUAUGACCUUGAUUUUGGCAAGGCAAUCUCAGAGCCAGCAGAUAUCUCAGCUCUUGAGAAAUGUACCACUUAUGAUCUUGUUUCAGCUGUCAAGAGACAAAGCCCGUUUUACUACCAGAUUUCAAGAGCUCAUGUAGAUAAUGAUGUCUUUCUACAAGAAGCUGUGGCUAGAUACAAGGCAUUUCUCUACUUGAUCAAGGGUAACCGAGAAAGGUCGAUUAAACUUUUCUGUGUCCCGACUUACGAUAUUGAUCUUAUCUGGCACACACAUCAGCUUCAUGCUCUCUCUUAUUGCAAUGAUUUGACUAAGAUGAUUGGUAAGGUCUUGGAGCAUGAUGAUACAGACUCUGACCGUAGUAAAGGUAAGAAGCUUGAUACUGGUUUCUCUGGAACUACUGCUCAAUGGGAAGAAACAUUUGGUCGAAGGUAUUGGAAAGCCGGUGCUAUGAACCGAGGUAAUACCCCAAAGCCAGUCACAACUUCUCCUUAUGUUUGGUCGGGCAAGAAAUCAACUGUGAAAGAGGAAGAGUCCCAUAAUGUAAUCCAAUUUCCAGAGGUGAAAGUCAUUGAAGUUAUCUUGGAGAUUGUUGGGGUUAAGAAUUUACCAGAUGCACACAAAGGAAAGGUCUUUGUUCUGUUCAGCAAAACUCAACCCGAUUCUCUGUUUAACGCUGAGCGUAGGCUUACCGUUUUAUCUGAGUCUUGUGGGGAAAAGCAAGUUGCUUUGUUUCAGUGUGAGCCUACAGGAGAGCUUAGUUUCCAACUAAUGUCUUCUAAGUCUAAAAGCUUAGGAUUCACUUCUUUAUCGCUUUCGGAGUUUCUGUUUCCAGUUACUAAACUCUCUGUUGAGAAGUGGUUGGAGAUAACACCAACUAAAAGGGGAAAGGCAGAUGAUCCGAAUCCCAUCUCUCUGCGAGUCGCUGUCUCGUUCACCCCGCCAACUCGAAGUCCAACUGUUCUACAUUUGGUUCAAGCAAGACCAUCACUGAAAGGCUCUUGUUUCUUGCCUAUGAUCAGAAAGGUACGUCUUGUUAAGAGCUUUACACGCGUUGUUGAUGAAACUGAAACAGAGGUGAUCAACCUCCAAAUGAGAAACUCCAACGACACAGCACCCAAAGCUGAUAGAAGACAAGUGAUUGGUGUAAAAGAGUGUGGUGAAACUUAUGUUUUGGCAGAGUAUGAUGGCAAUUUCUGGUCUCUGCUUGAUUCAAAAUGGUCACUUAAGCAGACAAGCAAUCCUGCAACAGAUGGUCCUCUGUUUGAGCUUUCGGGUACUCGAAUGGUGAAAGUUUACUCCGGGAGAAAGCUGGAAUAUGAGCCAAAACAUUGCUCAAGGCUAAGAAGCGAGCAAGAUUUCAUGACUGCUGUUGAAUUCUCAAAGCAAUAUCCUUAUGGCAAAGCUGUGGGGUUACUUGAUUUGAAGUUGGGUUCUAUUGAGGCAAAUGAGAAAUGGCUGGUUUUGCCAGGAAUUGUAUCUUCUUUCAUACUCAGUGAUCUUCUUAAGAAGGAAGGCUUUAGUGCAGCUGCAAAAGAAACGGUGAAAGCUAAUGGAAUAACAGAGGAAAAUAAAGAGAUUGACGUUUUGACUCAAGUGAAUCAAGAAGAAGAAACAAUGAUGAAUGUGGACACGACUACUCAAGUUGCUGUAGCGACCGAGAAGAUCACUGGUGGUGCUAGGUGCCUUUCGAAGGAGCUAAGUGGGAACAUGGUUGAAGAAGAAGGUGGUCACUGUGGUGGUUGUGGAGGUUGUGGUGGAUGUGGAGGUGGAGGUGGAUGUGGUGGUGGAGGUAGGUGCGGUGGGAUGACAAAGAUAGAAGGUUGCGGUGGCGGGUCCUGCACUGGCGGUUCCACUGGCUGCGGUAAUUGCGGUGGAGGAUGUGGUAAUAUGAUGAAGAACAAUGCUAAUGGAAAUGCUUCAUCAGUAGAAAACGACGCAGUUACAGCUUGAUUAUUCAAAUAAACAAAAGUGAUAUAUAUUAUAUGGUUAUGUAUUUAUGUGAUGUUAAUAUAUAGAUAUGGUUUAAAAAAAAAAUAAUGAAACUAAUGUGAGAUGUUGUUAAAAAUGUGUUUUAUCA
Molecule: messenger RNA, 2667 nt
Organism: Arabidopsis lyrata subsp. lyrata
Lineage: Eukaryota; Viridiplantae; Streptophyta; Magnoliopsida; Brassicales; Brassicaceae
Product: glycine-rich domain-containing protein 2
Exons: 6
Coding region: 177-2540 (787 amino acids)
Source: RefSeq, a predicted model, not a curated record